UGGGUGGCUUCAAUAUUUGCAGCUCUGAGGUUGUCACCUUUGACAAGGGUCGUAAUUUCUAUAUGAAGCCGGGUUGCUUGGUUUGCUAAAACAGCAUUGCAUCUUUGUUGAAUUGUGAUUCUUGUUGCCAACCAACUAUGCGCAGUCGUUGGCGUAGAGACUUCUGUCAUGUACAUGCGGUUGUUUUUGUCGAAUCCUGCGCAUUGCACGUGCGACCAAGAAUCUGUGGAGACAAUGAUACGGGGAGGGUUUUGGAGGCGGGUGGCGAUCGCGAGGACUGCUAUAGCAACAGGAAGGAUCACAUCAUCUACGGUAUCCUCUGUUUCUCUGGGCACGAUUCACGGUAUUUUUGAAAGUCAGCAGAAGGGAACUGCACGUCUCUGCGCAUGUCUGAAAGGCCGAGUUUUUGCUGACAAUCGCCUCUGCAGAGGAGACUCGUCUACGAUUGACAAGUCGUCUUUAAAUGACCCAAUGGUGGUCAGAUUCUGCGUGUCCCCAACAGGCGUGGGCAACAAUUCCAGACAUUCAUGGGUAACUAGAGGAAUUAGGAUUGCUGCUGAAGUAGAGUUGAAGGAAGGAGAGACAGCACAAUUGCCUGAGGAGUUGGGCGAGUCUCUGGAGUCUGAAUCUUGGAGUGUCGGACUAGACGGUCUAAAUGGAACUGUUGUGCCGAGCAAUGCCUGCAUACUCGGUAUAGAUCCCGAUGCUUCUGGUGCUAUUGCCGUCCUGAGAGAUGGUACUCAAGAGGUUCUGGACGUUCCAUGUGUGAAAAUACAGGUUGGAAAAACUAUGAGACGACGGCAUGAUGCCAGGUCUAUUGUUGAUCUUGUGAACAAGAUCAAUGCACCAGAAGGUAGUGUAGCAUAUGUAGAGCAAGCCAUGCCUUUCCCAAUGGAUGGAAAGCAGGGGUGGUAUGGUUGUGGGUUCGGGUAUGGGAUGUGGGUUGGGAUUUUGAUGGCUUUAGGGUUCAAGGUCGUCCCUGUGCGAGCUCAAGUAUGGAAGAGCGCGAUGGGAAUAGCCGGGAAACAAUACACUAAGGAUGACAGUAGAGCCACUGCCAUGGCCUUGUUUCCGGAUUUGGGACCGCAACUGAAGCGCAAGAAGGAUCAUGGUCGAGCAGAUGCUAUCCUCAUUGCCGCAUUUGGGAAGGGUUUGUCACCGCCACCUAAAAUAUCCGAUCAAGAGGUUGGAUUGAUACAAGAGGAAUGCCCCUUUUAGUUGAAAAAUAUGCAGCACAGAUGUUGAAGUAAACGUUUUUGGAGAUUGCGUCCGUAAGUGCUGUAGUGUCGCAGCACAAAUUCAGGGAUUUUUUUAAUUUUUUAUUAUUCUCAUUUUAUUGCUUUAACGUGUGAACGUGCUCUGAACGUCAGAAGCACGAAGGAAACCUAUGACACCAAGAUUUUGUGAGGUGAUCGCAAAGGUCCUGAGUUUUAGAACCUGAAUGUAGAACACUUGAUAUGAUUUCAAGGUUGUUGAGGUAUGUUGUUUAGCCCAAAAAGUCGAAGUUGAAAUUUUGUCUGUAUUUUAGAAAUCAUAACUGUAACUGUAACCAGUCAUAAAUAUUAUAUUAUAAGCCCAUUUUAUUGUUGCACUGUUA
This is a messenger RNA of Physcomitrium patens, 1597 nucleotides long. The record is from RefSeq and is a predicted model, not a curated record. NCBI's taxonomy places the organism in Eukaryota, Viridiplantae, Streptophyta, Bryopsida, Funariales, Funariaceae.